AGAACAGGAUUAUUUGAUAUUCUCCUUAUAUAUAAAAGUCGUAUUUAAAAGCAGAGCACAAAGUACUACUCUCUCUAGACUGUAAUGGGCUGUGUUUGCAACAAGCAACGCCCACAAAUAUUUGAAGAUCCAUCUCUUCUCUCCUCUCAAACUAGAUUUACCGCAAAAGAGAUCAAGAAAUUGAAUGAGCUAUUCAGAAAACUUGGCAGCACCUUAGUCGACGAUGGCUUCCUCAAUAGAGAAGAGUUUAAACUCGGAUUGUUUCAGGACAGCAAGCAGCAGUCUGUUGUAGCAGAUAGGUUGUUUGAUAUGUUCGACUCGAAGCACGACGGCGUGAUAGAUUUCGGAGAGUUCAUCAGAUCUUUGAGCAUAUUCCAUCCCGACACGCCUCAAGAAGACAAAGCUGUCUUUGCAUUCCAUUUGUACGACAUAUGGCAGACUGGUUACAUUGAAAAAGAAGAGGUUAAGGAGAUGAUCUUGGAGUUGCUUAAGGAGUCGAGCUUGAUAUUAAGUGAUGACAUCAUCGAAGCUAUAAUAGACAAGACAUUUGAGGAAGUGGAUACAGAGAGAGAUGGGAAAAUAGACAUGGAAGAAUGGAAAGAGUUUGCGGCGCGGAAACCAUCUUUGUUGAGGAACAUGACAAUUCCUUACUUGAAAGAUUUGUCGACGGCAUUUCCUAGUUUCGAGAUGAGAUCAGAAAGAUGAGAUCAUAUAUAUUGGGUUGAGAUAAAGCAAGGUGAAGGGGCUGCAAAUACUUGGACGAUGAUGCCAAAAACAAGAAGAAAAGAGAGGACGCUGUGAGAGUUUGAAACAUUUUGUUCAAUUCGGUGCGAGAGUUUAAAAUGUAUCCAAUAAUACAACUAUUUUUUUAUAUAA
Molecule: messenger RNA, 876 nt
Organism: Salvia miltiorrhiza (redroot sage)
Lineage: Eukaryota; Viridiplantae; Streptophyta; Magnoliopsida; Lamiales; Lamiaceae
Product: calcineurin B-like protein 7
Exons: 9
Coding region: 85-705 (206 amino acids)
Biological process (GO): calcium-mediated signaling
Molecular function (GO): calcium ion binding; kinase binding
Source: RefSeq, a predicted model, not a curated record